CUUUGAGUUAGUUGAAGUACUGAUUAUUAUUAACGAAACACAAACUGUGUAAAUGUUAAAACUGAAGCUCAUAUUAGUUUCAUUCCAGAGAAAUGUACCUCACUCUUGGUCUUGGUCAAAAUUUGCACAAUAUUCACAAACAACACAUAACACUACACCUGCUUUAAACGUAACCUUUUAACUAAAAUGCGCAAUAGACAUCAACAUCUUCAGGAUGGAUUGGCCUGAAAGUUUUGUACCGACAUUCAUGGUUCCCUGAGGAUGAAUCCUACAUUAACAAGUGACUCUGCUAUCUGCUGACUUCUGCUCCAGCGUUGCUAUGAGGUGCACAUUUGUGGUUUUGAGCAAAAUGUUGGAUGCAACAUGAAAUUCAGUACAACAAUUCAUGCCCCCUUCAGGAUGAAUUGUAAUAACCUUUAUGAUGACCUACAUUUAGCAUCCAGCACCACCAUUGGGUAAAUACCAAUUAAAUAUCCUCAAAGCGAAUUCAAUUCCCAUCAUCCUCCUUUGUACUAUGUGUUUAACUCUUGGUCUUGCCGUCAUAAAAGUUUCAAAACUUGAAAAAAUAAAUCUUGGAGACUUUAUACAGCAAUAUAGCAGUUGGGUUGUGUUGGCGUUUGCUUCAUUUAUUGUGUCUCAACUCAUUAUCUCCGUGGUCAAAGUGACAGCAUGUGCAUUGCUUCUAAUAUCAGCAUGUCCAGGUGGCGGCAGAGCCACUCUGAAAUAGCUAUAGAUACACAACUGCUUAACCCCCUUAUACUCAGCCCCCACAGUCCAGCUGACCAGUUAUGCACUGAAGAAAGAAAAGAUCAGAGGCGCUUGCACACUGUCUCCACUGAAGAUCGAAUUUUUAACUGUGGAAAAGUUCUGACGAGGACAAACAGACGGACAGUAUACAGAAAAGUUAAGUGUGAGUGGAAAGAAGGUUUGCAAGAAGAAAGGAUAAGCCAAAAAAAUUUUUUUUUUGCAUUUCUCAUCCACACUGAGCUAACCCCGAACAGGACUGGUGUUUGGUUGGUUGACGUGUUGGCUGGUGGAGGCAGCAGCAGCGAGGAUGUGCAGUGUCGAUGGAUCACGUCGAGCUGAGCUGGAGUGCAGCGUCCUGGAGGAGGACUGGCAGAGAGGGCAGAGCUACACGGCUCAGUGGCACAGCCUCACCCCAGUUCCGGAUCACCAGCGCGGGCUGAUAGUGAUGGAUCCCGAGCGCUCAGCCCAGCACUGGGAGGCCAGGAGGCUCCUCCAGCGAUUCCUCUCAGGAGCCAUCAGCAAGAAUUGCCCACAUCCGAAAACAACCAGAUGUGCACAUCAGUCCAUCUCCGACCCCUCGGCCGCGGUGCCAAAGGUGCAGCGAGGCUCGGUUCAUUUCCAGAAGGAUGUGGGCAGUGUGACCGUGAGACCGAAGAGUAGCGUGGUAGAGACCAGCGAGAGGACGACCGUGGUGAAGAUAGCAAAGUUGUCACGUUUCCUGGGCUGAAACUUUUGUUUGUGGAAA
Messenger RNA from Acanthopagrus latus (yellowfin seabream), 1492 nucleotides. RefSeq lists its product as uncharacterized. Bases 1055 to 1474 code for a protein of 139 amino acids. The transcript is spliced from 3 exons. Lineage: Eukaryota; Metazoa; Chordata; Actinopteri; Spariformes; Sparidae. The record is from RefSeq and is a predicted model, not a curated record.